Molecule: messenger RNA, 793 nt
Organism: Impatiens glandulifera
Lineage: Eukaryota; Viridiplantae; Streptophyta; Magnoliopsida; Ericales; Balsaminaceae
Product: transcription factor MYB4-like
Exons: 3
Coding region: 26-613 (195 amino acids)
Biological process (GO): cell differentiation
Cellular component (GO): nucleus
Molecular function (GO): transcription cis-regulatory region binding
Source: RefSeq, a predicted model, not a curated record
AAGCAUAUCUCUCUAGAACUCACACAUGGCUCCAAAGAAAGUAGAAAAGAAAUUGGAGAAGAAGAAUGAAUACAACAGAGGAGCAUGGACUUCUGAGGAGGAUAAGAAGCUUUCUCAUUAUACUCAGAUCCAUGGCCCAAAAAGAUGGAAGACACUGGCCAUCAAAUCUGGUCUAAAUCGAUGCGGGAAGAGUUGUCGACUAAGAUGGUUGAAUUAUCUUAGACCUAACAUCAAGAGAGGCAACAUUUCAGAGGACGAAGAAGAUUUGAUUUUCAGACUUCACAAGCUCUUGGGGAAUAGAUGGGCGUUGAUUGCUGGAAGACUUCCAGGACGAACCGAUAAUGAAAUAAAAAAUUACUGGAAUUCUUAUUUGAGCAAAAAAAUAGACAAUGUGAAUAAGAACACGACAAUUCCUAAUGUUCAAGUGAUAGUCCAGAAAGAGCAACACGAAUUGGGUCCAACCGGAGGACCAAUCGGAGGACCUGAAGUUGAGACGAAUAAUGGCACUAACUCUGCGUUUGAUGCCAACGAUUUCUUUGAUUUUUCUUAUGAGGGAACAUUUGGAAUAGAAUGGGUAAACAAAUUUUUUCGGUUAAACAAUGUAGAUGAGUGAAACUUCAUUGUAGGAAAAAAGUUGUUUUCAAAUCUUUGCAUUAAGAUUUAGUUGUCUUCUAGAUCUUGUCUGUUAUAGACUAAUUGAAUUAAAACAGCAUAUAUUAAUAGUAGUGCGACGUGGGCUUGUUUUGAUUGUACGAAUGAAUAUGAUUGGAUUGUAUGAUAUUUUAAUUAUUUU